AUGGCGAUGGCAGAAGACUCGUUAGCGAUAGAAGAGGAGGUGGUGGAGGUGGCCAAAGUGGAAGAUUCUUCAGAGCUCGAAGAGGUCACUGGGGCAGCAGAAGAGGAAACAACAGUGGACACUGCGGCCACGGACGAGGAAGAUGGCUCAGCAGUCGAGCUGGCAGCAGCGGAAGAGCUGGAUUCAACGGCCUCGGAAGAGGAGGAAACAACUGCCGAGGAAGAGGAUGGAGCAGCACUGCUGGAAGAGCUCGAGGAGCUCGAGGAGCUGGAAGAACUCUUAGAAGAGCUGGACGACGAGCUCGAGGACGAUGCGCUGGAGCUGACGUCGACGUCGACGUCCUUGCAGACGUCGAAAAAUGCCUGCAAAGCGGCCUCUUCGUUGUCACCACACUUGGAUUGA
Messenger RNA from Ogataea philodendri, 402 nucleotides. RefSeq lists its product as uncharacterized. The coding region runs from base 1 to 402 and encodes 133 amino acids. The record is from RefSeq and is a predicted model, not a curated record. Lineage: Eukaryota; Fungi; Ascomycota; Pichiomycetes; Pichiales; Pichiaceae. The transcript has a single exon.